Messenger RNA from Chrysemys picta bellii (western painted turtle), 2014 nucleotides. RefSeq names its product coiled-coil domain containing 83 (gene CCDC83). The record is from RefSeq and is a predicted model, not a curated record. NCBI's taxonomy places the organism in Eukaryota, Metazoa, Chordata, Testudines, Emydidae.
AGUACACCUUCCUAGGCAGUCAAUUCCCUUCUUGUAUGUGUGCAAUUGAUUGUUCCUUCCUAAGUGGAGUACUUUGCAUUUGUCCUUAUUGAAUUUCACCAGUUUACUUCAGACCACGCUGCUGUUUGUAAACAUAGAUAUGUUCUAAAUUCCAGUACACAUGCAGCAUAAAACAUGGGAAAGAAGAAGAAAAAAGAAAAUCCGGUUGGGCAGUUUAAAGAAGCUAGAUCAUCUUUCCCAGAAGCUCUGCUGGCCUUUCAAAUUCAGAUAAAAGAAGAGGCAAUUGAUCAGCUUCUAUUUGAACUAAAGCAACUGAAAGAAAAGAACAAAAAAUAUCAUGAAAGAAACGACUAUCUGAAGGAAGAACAGCUGGGACACAUCCGCAGUCUGCUAAGCAACUUGAAAAUACAGGACAAAGAACUAGAGCAAAAGGAGGUUGUAACCAGGGAUGAUGUAGAGGCAGCAAUGAGGGAGAAAUGGCAGUAUGUUAAGGACCAAGAACUGCUUCUGAAAGAGCUACACUCCAGGAUAAAUGAAGUUGAGCAUAAACUACUGGUAAAACAGGCUGAGAAGGAUUACUGGUUAGAGUACAAAAAUGUGGGAAGUGGAGAACAUGCCAAACAGAUCAAGCUCCUAGAAAAUGAUAUCCACGGACUCAAAGAUGACCUUGAGCAAAUGACAGAAUAUUAUAGACAUACUCUGGAAACGACAAAAGAAAAAAUGGACAGAUUGGUUGAGAAACAAAUGAAUGAAAAGAAGGAAUGGGCUACUGAGAAUGCCGUAAAGCACAUUGACAAAACCAGUCACAGGGAGAUUGAAGAAAAUGAAUGGCUGAAGGAAGAGGUUGAAAUGUACCGAAAGGAAGUAAGUGACUUGGAAGCAUCUGCUCAGCUACUAGAAGAAGAAAAUAUAUAUAUGAUUAGGAGCCUGUUUAACUGCAGACUUCAAAAUCUUAAAAUAUCGGGGCAUUUAUUUCUUACCCAGGGAGCUGGCCUGCAAGUUCAAGGAGAGGAAUUGCUUAGUGAGGACUUGGAAGGACUACAGGGUAGAGAUUAUGCAGCAAAGACAGAUGCUGGAGAUGAAAGCACCAAGAGCACAGCACCCCUAGCCAUAGAGAAGGAAGUGUUUUCAGAUACUCAGUCUGAGACAGAGGCCGAGAAACAGGAAGACAGCUAUGAGGAUCUGUGGGGAGAGCCAAUGGCUCCUGCUCUCAACUACCUAUUGUAUGAAGAUGAAAAAGAUAUCCAGGAACACUCAAAACUGGGUCCCCUGGGGACGAAACUGAUGAGUGCAGUGGGAAGAGCCAUGCCUAUUCAUGAAGAAUUGAGAGAAAUGUCAAGCAAAUGCCAGUUUGAAGACAGUUUUGAUACCUAUAAAUCAGAGGGCCACAUCACAUACCGCAUGAUCAAAUCUGUAUUUACUUAGGAACAAAAGGUCCUGGUUGGUUAAAAAUAGACUAAUUUAUAUUGCUCAUUUAGAAAUGUAAUUUGAAGUUCAUUAAAUCUUUGAUCUGUUUUCCAGGUAAUCUGUGACACAAUGCUUAUGGACGCUCUUUUCUUAAGUACCUAAAGCAUUAGAUUUAAAUAUUAGACAAUUGAAAUAGCUGGCUGCAUUAACAGGAAUGUCUCUAGAUGGCUAAUAUAAAGGUUUCUUUCCAUAGUACUAUAGACGGUGGGCAUGAACCUGCACAUUCCUUGUGCAGUGUAAACUCCCACUAAUGUAGAUGGGGUGUAGCUAAUGCAGGAUCAGGGUCAAUAUUUGACUUCUAUGGUCCCUACUUGCAGUCUUCCAGAUACAGAAUUCUAGUUUGAUUAGACAUUACAAACAGAUAAACGUAGGCUGACAUAAAAGGUGGAAGCUGCUAAGUAUUUACUACUCGGUUUAAGCAAAGUACAGUAUGUUGAGAAUAAUCCAAACUAUUGCCAAAAUAUUUGGUUGAAUGAUUUUCUUUUCACCUCCAUAAAUCGAAGGAUCAGAUACAUUUUAAUAAAUGGCAUGAAAUUAAACUGCAACA